ACCAGCAGCAGCACAGUCAUCUGGACAACAACAACAACAACCACCACCAGCAGCAGCAGCAGCAGUGGACCGCGGAACCUUCGCUCGCACAACCACCGCGGCCAUCGGCAGCGUUUACAAAUGCUGCUGCUGCUGCAACAACAACAAUGACGACCGUCGACGUUGCUGCUGCUGCAACAACAACAACAGCAACAACGACGACCGUCGCUGCCGCCGCUGCUUCGGCCUCCGCUUCGGCCGCUGCUCCUGCUUCGACCGACCCGGCUCCUCGUCCGCCUGCUGCGGCCGCCGGCGCCUGCUGCGCCACAGCGCCGUCGCCACGUCCCACCACCGACGCCGUCUCGUCCGCCGCCACCGCCGUGGAAGCGUGCGGCGGCGGCGGCGGCGGCGGCGACGGGCGCAGAAGUUCCGUCGGUUGCGUGCAACUCGCGCCGGCGACAACACCGGCGGCACGGGGAGACGUCCGGCCGCGCGCGGAUCGCCGCGACGGUUGCUGGCAACCGGCCGCCGCCGCGCCGGCGGUCGCCAUGGCUACGGUCGCCAGGGCGACGGUCGCCACGGCGAUGGCGCAGAACCCGUCGCGGUUCCGUGUGGUUAUCAUCCCGUACCGGCGGGGACGCUGGACCUGCUCGGACUUUUAUGAAAGGGAUCCGUCCGUGUACCACCACUAUCAGCACCAGCACCACCACCACCUCCUGCACCAUCAGAAUCACCAGCAGCAGCAGCAGCAUCAUCACGGCGCCGUGGCCAAUCACAUCAGCGUCAUCGACUGCGACGUCGCUGCCUUCCGCCGCCUGUCUCUGCCCACCGAGACAGAGACAUCGCUGGCGCAGCAGGAGCAGCAGCUGGCGCAGCAGCAGCAGCAGCAGGAGCAGCAGCAGCAGCAGCAGGAGCAGCAGCAGCAGGAGCAGCAGCAGCAGCAGGAGCAGCUGCAGCAGCAGGAGCAGCAGCAGCAGCAGAGUGACGGACAGGUGUACGGGUUGAGUCAGAGUCUGUCUUUGGACGGGGAAGAUGAGAGUGCCUCUGGUGUCAGCGUGGUGGCCAUCGACAAAAAGAUUGAGCAGGCGAUGGACCUGGUGAAGUUCCACGUGCUGUGUGUGGUGCGCGAGGAGGUGAGGCGGCUGCGGGAGCAAGUCUGCCAGCUGCUGGCGAAGAACGAGCAGCUGCAUCAGCAGAACCAGCUGCUGCUGCGCCGCCUACUCCUACUCCCCACCCCACCAGCCGCUGCAGAACCUGGGGCCGGCUCAAGAAGUUUCAGUCUGGCGGACCAAAAAUGUCGCCGUUGAUGGGUUUGGUUAUUUUAUUAAAACCGACGGACACUU
Lethenteron reissneri (Far Eastern brook lamprey) is the source of this 1322-nucleotide messenger RNA. Its product is annotated as AF4/FMR2 family member lilli-like. NCBI's taxonomy places the organism in Eukaryota, Metazoa, Chordata, Hyperoartia, Petromyzontiformes, Petromyzontidae. Gene Ontology annotation, cellular component: mediator complex; nucleus; cytosol. Gene Ontology annotation, molecular function: transcription factor binding; transcription coactivator activity. The record is from RefSeq and is a predicted model, not a curated record. Gene Ontology annotation, biological process: positive regulation of cell population proliferation; negative regulation of apoptotic process; positive regulation of transcription by RNA polymerase II.